Oryza brachyantha (malo sina) is the source of this 2199-nucleotide messenger RNA. RefSeq names its product acyl-CoA-binding domain-containing protein 4. The coding region runs from base 222 to 1787 and encodes 521 amino acids. The transcript has 14 exons. Gene Ontology annotation, molecular function: protein binding. Lineage: Eukaryota; Viridiplantae; Streptophyta; Magnoliopsida; Poales; Poaceae. The record is from RefSeq and is a predicted model, not a curated record.
CACUGUGAUCCGCGCUCACUUGGAAAGCCGGGUCGCCUCCCUCCCUCAGAUCCAAGUCAAAUUCCGGGAGGAAUCCAAUCCGCCUUCCAUCUCCAUCCACCGAGGCGAGGAAGCUUCCGCCGCGCAGAUCCCCAAACCGGAGCCGUCUCCAUCCUCCAACCCCGCCGCCGGCUUCACGGCGACCCCGGUUUCGUUCGAUCCCGUUCAGGUUUCGGGCGGAAAUGGGGGAGGGGAUCAACGGCGACGCCGGCGGCCUCGCGGCGGCGCCGUACGACCAGUGGCUCCCCUUCAGCACCGCCGGGGGUUCCACGCGCCCAUCCGCGCGUUACAAGCAUGCUGCGGAAGUGGUUCAAGACAAACUCUACGUGGUUGGAGGGAGUCGCAAUGGACGUUAUCUAUCAGACAUUCAGGUUUUUGAUUUUAGGACAUUCAAGUGGUCAGUAUUAAGUCCUACUAGAGAUUCAAACCAGUUGAAUACUGAAAAUAGUACCACAGACCAGUCAUUCCCUGCAAUAGCAGGCCAUAGUCUGGCCAAGUGGAAAAAUAACAUUAUAGUUGUAGCUGGGAACACAAGAACAUCAACAUCAAAUAAGGUUUCAGUUUGGCUUAUUAACAUGGAAACAAAUAGCUGGUCCUCUGUUGAUACAUAUGGAAAAGUCCCAAUAUCCCGUGGUGGACAAUCUGUAUCCCUAAUUGGUUCUCGAUUGAUAAUGUUUGGUGGAGAGGAUAACAAGAGGCGUCUUCUGAAUGACCUUCAUAUACUUGACCUGGAGACAAUGAUGUGGGAAGAAGUUAAAACAGAGAAAUGUGGUCCAGCUCCUAGGUAUGAUCAUUCAGCUGCUGUUUAUGCUGACCAGUAUCUUUUAAUAUUUGGUGGUUCCUCCCACUCUACAUGCUUUAGUGAUCUCUACCUGCUUGAUUUGCAAACUUUGGAGUGGUCUCAACCUGACACUCAAGGUGCACAUAUAAAUCCUAGGAGUGGUCAUGCUGGUACCAUGAUUGAUGAAAAUUGGUAUAUAGUUGGUGGUGGAGAUAAUGCAAGUGGUUCCACUGAUACAAUUGUCAUGAAUGCUUCCAAGUUCGUAUGGUCUGUGGUCACAAGUGUGUCACCUCGAGAUCCGCUUGCUUGUGAGGGUCUCACUCUUUGCUCAACCACAGUUGAUGGCGAAAAGUUCCUUGUUGCCUUUGGUGGUUACAAUGGGACAUACAACAAUGAGAUCUUUGUUAUGAAACUUAAGCCAAGGAAUUUAGUGCAACCUCGUCUUCUCCAAUCACCAGCUGCCGCCGCCGCCGCUGCUUCUGUGACAGCUGCCUAUGCUGUGAUAACUGCUACUGAUGAGAAAACCAGAGACAUUCUUGCAACGGAUGAUUUAGAUGUGAAGAGAGUUCAGCCUGCAGGUUUUUCCAAACAAAUUACUACUCAAGUUGAUGCACUUAAUGGAGAGAAAAGCAAGCUAGAGUCCAGACUGGUAGAAGUUCAUGAUGAAAACUCAAAACUAAAGGAUAGACUAGAUAUGGUAAAGUUGUCUCACAGUGAAUUGACAAAGGAGCUUAAAUCAGUUCAAAAUCAGUUAGCGGCAGAGGGUUCUAGGUGCCAGAAACUGGAGUCCCAAAUAGCUGCCGCACAUAAAAGGCUGGAAUCUGCCGGUUCUUUGGAGAAUGAACUAGAAGUACUGCGGCAACAAAUAUCUCAGGUGGAGCAAACCAUGACAACUGCUCAAAGACAGAAAUCUGGGGGUGUUUGGAAGUGGGUGGCAGGAAGUGCAGAGGCCUCAGAUGAUGAAUAGUCCACCAACACUAAGACAAGCAGCUUUCAGGCACAGAAUGACAGCAUGCAGAGCUGCUACAGUUUUGAGAUAACUUGUUUGCUGCAAGUUUCUGGGUGCUCCCUUAAGAUCUUGCUCGUGGUUGAUUUUGAGAGAAUAUCUCCCAAGACAGUCUUCUGGAUCUUCCCAAGUGGCGGCACCUGGUAGAAAUUUUCCAUAGGCAAGUUAGACAUUCAAUACCAAGACAUAACUUCAUACAAGUAUACCGAAUCUUUUGUAUUACAUUCUAAAAAUAAUUGAUUAGUUAUUAAUCUUGUUUUCAUCAUGGCAUACUUUCCUGUGGUUGGUGUUACAGAUAUACAAAGUGUUCAUUGGUUGUGGCUACUGAAUGAAUACAUGUCUAUGCCCCAGACCUGCAAAUAUGCUAUCAGAU